AUGUUUAUUGUGUAUGUUCUGAUACUCUGUAGUAAUUCCAUUAUCUUGUGCAUCAUCUGGGUUCAUAAAAGCCUUCAUGAGCCCAUGUAUAUUUUCAUUGCAGCUUUGUUACUAAACUCCAUUCUUUCAGCACCAAUAUCUACCCGAAGCUUUUUGAUCGACUUUCUGUCUGACAAGCAAGUCAUAACUCAUUCACAUUGUGUCUUUCAAUUUUUUGCCUAUUAUUCUCUAGGUGCAUCUGAUUUCUUACUGUUGUCAGCCAUGGCCUAUGACAGGUAUGUGUCUAUAUGUAAACCUCUGCAAUAUCCAAAUAUCAUGAGAAAAACAACAGUCAGUGUUUUGCUGCUUUUAGCUUGGCUUCUGCCUGCUCUUCAAGUUAUGGCAUCAGCUGCAAUCAUUAAAAAUGUCAAUCUGUAGACUUACAUUGACAGGAAUUUUUGUAACAACUCAAUUUACAACCUUUUUUGUGCGAUCCCGAGAACACUGUCAAUAAAUGGUGUGUCUAUUCUGCUUAACACAGCGCUUCUCCCCAUGCUUUUUAUCCUGUUUACAUACACAAAGAUCCUUAUAAUAUCCUAUCGAAGCAGCAAAGAUGUCAGGAAAAAAGCUGCACAGACCUGUUUACCUCACUUGCUGAAAAGCAAAUAUUCAGAUCGUCACGGUUGUCGCGGUCAAGAACCUGGAUCCAGACUUGAGACACUAACUUUCUCAAUUGCAUCAUCCUCUGGGUUCAGGAGACCAGAGUUUGAUGAUGACAUCUCUGGUAAAGAUGUCAGAGGUCCAUAG
Messenger RNA from Acanthochromis polyacanthus (spiny chromis), 786 nucleotides. Its product is annotated as olfactory receptor 13C2-like. Gene Ontology annotation, cellular component: membrane. The record is from RefSeq and is a predicted model, not a curated record. NCBI's taxonomy places the organism in Eukaryota, Metazoa, Chordata, Actinopteri, Pomacentridae. Gene Ontology annotation, molecular function: G protein-coupled receptor activity. Gene Ontology annotation, biological process: G protein-coupled receptor signaling pathway.